AUGGCGAGCGCGAGCAGUGAAAAUGGUGAUGAGCUCUUGGCCUACGACGGGAAUUCGGAUUCCGAGGAAUCGGAAUAUUCAGAUAACGAAGACACCCAAGAGUCGACGGGAAAUGGCGCAGUUACCUUAAAUACCGAUUCAGGAUAUCCGAUGGAAUCUUCACUACAAGAUACCAAGUCAGCUGUACAAAAGGGUCAAAAUAAGAGUUCGAAUAGUAGUAUUGGGGCAGUGCAUCCGAAUUAUGGAUUUGGCAAACGCUGGUCGAAAUCCGAGGAUGUUUUGCUCAAGAAUUUGGUGGAAACUCAUGGUGAAAACUGGGAAAUUAUUGGACCCCAUUUUAAGGAUCGAUUGGAACAGCAGGUGCAGCAGCGUUGGGCCAAAGUCCUCAAUCCGGAACUUAUCAAAGGUCCUUGGACGCGCGACGAGGACGAUAAGGUAAUCGAACUGGUGCGAAGUUUUGGCCCAAAAAAAUGGACGUUAAUAGCUCGAUACCUAAACGGCAGAAUUGGAAAACAGUGUCGCGAAAGAUGGCACAACCAUCUCAAUCCAAACAUCAAGAAAACCGCCUGGACCGAAGAGGAGGACAAGAUCAUCUAUCAAGCUCACAUGCAACUUGGUAACCAAUGGGCAAAGAUCGCCAAACUUUUGCCCGGCCGCACUGAUAAUGCCAUCAAAAAUCAUUGGAACUCGACAAUGCGCCGUAAAUAUGAUGCCGAACGCAGGUCGGUUAGUGCAUCUGGAAGUGAUUUAAAGAGCUCCCGCACUCAUCUUAUAACGCUGAUCAAAUCUGGAGGGGUCAGCAAAGGGCCAUAUAACAAUCAGCAUAAGGCGGCAACUGCAGAAACCACCGAAGUUAAGUCAGCCACAAAAUCGGAAUCCGAGUCGGCUACUAACAUAAACAGCGAGCUAACCGAGUCACAGGAUUUGACCGGUGCCGAACAUCAAAUGGGUAUGCUAGCCCUCAAUAUGCCACAUUUAAAGAUGUCGCUACCGCGCCAAACGCCGAACAUAUUGAAGCGUUCCCGCAAGCACAUUCCCGAAACUCAUCAUCCACAGGCUGGUCCAUCAAAUGGGGUUUUCAAUGCGGAAGAAGCCAGGCCCAGGCUUCCGGGCUCGCCAGUUAUAACGCCCAUUAAAGCACUACCGUUCUCGCCAAGCCAUUUUCUCAAAUCUCCAUGUCUUACCACAUUUGAAGAUAUGAAUUUGCGAGCCAGUACACCGGUGACAAAGGUGUACAAUCGGGUGGGAAUGGAAAUCAAGAAGGAAAUGGAAACUUCAUCUAUUGAAACUCCCCAAAAGGGUCAACUUGGACCGCGAACACCGACUCCGUUUAAAAAGGCCCUGGCAGCCAUUGGCAAGAAAAGAGAUGGACGACAAUACGAGCCUUCUAGCCCAUCGAGCCUAGUGGAAGAUCUUGCUGAAAUCAUCAAUGAAGAACAUCUGAGCAGCUCGCUAACUACAAACAAUUCCAAAAUCACUGGCGAUCAAACCAACUCGUUUAGCGCUGAAAACAACGGACAGUCGCCGCUUUUGAAACGUGCCAGAAAAUCACUUCUCUCAACUUGGAGCUCGAAUCACCUUUCGAAUGGUUCCAGCACCAGGAAAAUGCAGCCGUUUGAAACCGAAACGCCCAGCAAGUUUCUCACUUCGCCCAGCAACAUUUUGAAGGACACGCUUUGCAGCGAACAGGAUCUUCCGUUUGACGAAGGCAGGAAAGAAAAUAGCCCAUUCCAUAAUCGCAGGAGCUACAAGUACCGUGGUGUUAUGUCUUACGAGCAUGUCAUUGAUCCAAAAUGGGCACGAGUCGCUUGCGGCAAAACCAAAGAUCAGCUUUUUAUGGAGGAACAAGCCUAUGCAUGUCUUAAGAACCUUUCCUGUAUUCCACGUUCCCUUAACUUUGAGAAGCAAAAAUGUAUGGUUAAUACAUUCGAUCGCUUCGGCUCGCUAUAAAUUUCUUGUUGCUAUAUGAUGAGGUAUUAUCAAAACAAAACAAACAAAAAAAAAAAAAAAAAAAGAAAACAUACAUAAGUAUCAUUUUUAUAAUCAUGUAGAUAUGGUUUCUUAAUUUGUACCCGAAUCUGAUUUUAUAUUUGUUUGAUGAGCAACGCAUUUCAAAUUUGAGUAAAUGAAUACAUUUAUAGCAUCACAGGGUACACAAUCUUUGAAAUUUAUACCAUUUUUUUCGUAUAUUUAAUAAAUAAACAUGCUUAAAGUAA
Molecule: messenger RNA, 2216 nt
Organism: Drosophila ficusphila
Lineage: Eukaryota; Metazoa; Arthropoda; Insecta; Diptera; Drosophilidae
Gene: Myb
Product: myb protein
Exons: 2
Coding region: 1-1950 (649 amino acids)
Biological process (GO): regulation of DNA-templated transcription
Cellular component (GO): nucleus
Molecular function (GO): RNA polymerase II cis-regulatory region sequence-specific DNA binding; DNA-binding transcription factor activity, RNA polymerase II-specific
Source: RefSeq, a predicted model, not a curated record